AUGACAACAACUCUUUCAAUUCCACUCAACAUCUUCUUCUUCCAUCAAACUCAAUCCGCACCCACUUCUUCGUUUCUUCAUCCUCAAACCGUUACCUUUUCUCGUAGAAAAACUACUCUAAAAACCGCUUGUUCCGGUUCACAACAAAACCCCCAACAACAACAAAAGCAGCAGAAGAAGAAACAGUUAAAUACCACUGAUUCUGAUGGUGAAAAGGGUUAUGACCCUGUUGGGUUUCUCGUCAAACGUGGUAUUACUCAUAAGGCAUUUGCUCAGUUUCUUCGUGAAAGAUAUAAAGCAUUGAAAGACCUGAAAGAUGAAAUUUUGAAACGGCACAUGAACUUCAAAGAGAUGGCUUCUGGGUAUGAGUUAUUGGGCAUGCAUCGUCAUCCAGAACAUCGGGUGGAUUAUAUGGAAUGGGCUCCAGGAGCUCGCUAUUGCGCAAUUACCGCCGACUUCAAUGGUUGGUCAGUUACAGAAAAUUGUGCAAGAGAGCAUUACUUUGGUCAUGAUGAUUUCGGAUACUGGUUUAUUAUUCUUGACGAUAAGCUGAGAGAGGGAGAAGAGCCGGAUGAACUUUAUUUUCAGCAGUAUAACUAUGUAGACGAUUAUGACAAAGGGGAUAGUGGAGUCACCAUUGAAGAGAUUUUUAAAAAAACUAACGAUGAGUACUGGCAACCGGGUGAAGACCGUUAUCUAAAAAACCAUUUCGAAGUUCCAGCUAAGUUGUAUGAGCAGAUGUUUGGUCCCAAUGGACCUCAAACAAUGGAGGAGUUAGGAGACAUACCGGAUGCAGAAACAAGGUAUAAGGAAUGGGCGGCAAAGAAUGGACCUUCCCCUUAUGCUGUAAUUGACGAUGGCAAGAAUUACGACAUAUUUAAUGUGAAAGUUGAUCCAGAAUGGCAAGAGAGAAUUCGUGCACUGAAACCUCCUAUAGCGUAUUGGCUUGAGACACGUAAAGGUAGGAAGGCGUGGUUGAAGAAGUAUAUUCCUGGUAUUCCUCAUGGAAGCAAGUACAGGGUUUACUUUAACACUUCAAAUGGACCAUUGGAGCGAGUACCCGCUUGGGCUACAUAUGUGCAGCCAGAGUUAGAUGGAAGGCAAGCUUAUGCAAUUCAUUGGGAACCACCUCCUGAAGAUGCAUACAAAUGGAAAAAUCAAAGCCCGAAAGUACCAAAGUCAUUGCGGAUAUAUGAAGCUCAUAUUGGAAUCAGUGGAUCUGAGCCAAAAAUAUCCUCGUUCAACGAUUUUGCAGACAAGACUCUUCCUUAUAUAAAAGAAGCUGGAUACAAUGCAAUCCAGUUGAUAGGAGUUGUCGAACACAAGGAUUAUUUUACUGUUGGUUACCGUGUUACCAAUUUUUAUGCUACUAGUAGUCGAUAUGGCACUCCUGAUGACUUCAAGCGAUUAGUCGAUGAGGCACACGGACUAGGACUGCUUGUUUUCAUGGAAAUCGUCCAUUCAUACGCCGCUGCAGACGAGAUGGUUGGAUUAUCAUUGUUCGAUGGAUCUAACGACUGUUAUUUUCAUUCUGGUAAACGGGGACAACACAAGUACUGGGGAACCAGAAUGUUCAAAUAUGGCGACGUUGAUGUUCUUCAUUUCCUUCUAUCAAACUUGACCUGGUGGAUAGAGGAGUAUCAAAUAGAUGGUUUCCAGUUUCAUUCACUUUCAUCUAUGAUAUAUACUCACAAUGGUUUUGCUUCUUUUACCGGUGACUUGGAGGAGUACAGCAACCAAUAUGUUGACAAGGAUGCACUAUUAUAUCUUAUCAUGGCCAAUGAGAUACUACAUGUUCUUCACCCAAAUAUUGUCACAAUAGCGGAAGACGCAACAUAUUAUCCUGGAUUAUGUGAGCCAACUUCUCAAGGUGGACUGGGAUUUGAUUACUACGUCAACCUUUCUGCCCCUGAGAUGUGGUCAACUUUUCUUGAGACCGUUCCUGACCAUGAAUGGAGCAUGACUAAGAUUGUUAACACAUUAGUUUCAAAAAAGGAAUAUGCUGAUAAGAUGCUCUUGUAUGCAGAAAAUCACAACCAGUCCAUAUCUGGAAGGCGAUCACUUGCAGAAGUAUUGUUCGGUGAAAUUGACGAGCUUUCAGAACAUUAUAAGGAGUCUUUAUUGAGAGGCUCUUCAUUACAUAAAAUGAUCAGAUUGAUCACGUUAACAAUUGGCGGCUGUGCGUAUAUGAACUUCAUGGGCAAUGAAUUUGGGCAUCCAAAGAGAGUUGAGUUUCCAACGUCAAGCAACAACUACUCAUAUUCGCUUGCCAAUCGUCAGUGGGAUCUUUUGGAAAAAGACGGAGUUCACCGUUAUUUAUUUACCUUUGAUAAGGACAUGAUGAAGCUGGAUAAAAAUGAGAGAGCGCUCUCGCGGGGUUUUCCAUCCUUUCACCAUGUUAAUGACAGUUCAAUGGUCAUAUCUUAUGUGAGAGGUCCCCUUCUCUUCAUUUUCAAUUUUCAUCCAACAGAUUCUUAUGAUAGUUACACAGUAGGUGUAGAAGAAGCCGGGGAAUAUCAACUUAUUCUGAACACGGAUGAAAUAAAGUAUGCUGGUCAGGGGAUCCUUAAAGAGGAUCAAUAUUUUCAAAGAACUAUAAGCAGAAGAGUCGAUGGCCAUCGAAACUGCAUAGAGGUGCAACUCCCUAGCAGGACUGCUCAGGUUUACAAGUUAAAGCGCAUUUUGAGAAUAUGA
This is a messenger RNA of Vicia faba (fava bean), 2694 nucleotides long. The record is from the annotation of a GenBank genome assembly. Lineage: Eukaryota; Viridiplantae; Streptophyta; Magnoliopsida; Fabales; Fabaceae.